Phycodurus eques (leafy seadragon) is the source of this 7531-nucleotide messenger RNA. Its product is annotated as guanine nucleotide-binding protein subunit beta-4. Gene Ontology annotation, cellular component: cytoplasm; heterotrimeric G-protein complex. Bases 797 to 1819 code for a protein of 340 amino acids. Gene Ontology annotation, molecular function: protein binding; signaling receptor complex adaptor activity. The transcript has 10 exons. NCBI's taxonomy places the organism in Eukaryota, Metazoa, Chordata, Actinopteri, Syngnathiformes, Syngnathidae. The record is from RefSeq and is a predicted model, not a curated record. Gene Ontology annotation, biological process: G protein-coupled receptor signaling pathway.
UUUAUUUUAAUUUUGAAAGCGUUAUCGGGCAAUUUAAGUAAUUACAGGGCAAAUCUAAGCUAUCACACUUUCUUCAGCUCUGGUUGAUUCAGUGAUUUUAGCAGCCUGCCGGCAUUUGAACAAAUCCGUGUUUAAACUUGACUCGAUGUUGUAACCAGUUUUGUACAUUUAAGAGUUGCUUCCUGUAUCCUGGUCGCUUCCCUUUUCACUGGGGGAGCUAACAGACUGUACCAUUUUCGUACAGGGUACGCUUUGAUUUUUAAUUAUUAUCCUGCGUUAUAAAAAUGACUUUAUUGAAAAAUACUAGAGCUAAGAGUCUAAUUAAAAUAUUUAAUUGGGGGAAAUGGCGGUUAAUUAUGUGUUAUUUCUGUUCUGAAAAAUCCAGACACACAAUUCAAACCAGGGCACCCCUUCAGCGUAGCCUGUUGCCAUGUUUCCACUUUCAUGGGUGUGGUGAUUAGCUUGCUUGGAGAAAUUUUUGACAAAUCUGGCCACAGUGGCGCCAGCCCCAAAGCCUGGAAACCCCUCAAAUUCACUCAACACGACCUUCUUUGCGAUUUCCCCCGCCUCACAGCUGUGACUAUGGUCAUCUUGUGAAAACGGACUGGCGUGACACGGACUAUAAGGACGCGCACGGCUCAGGGAGGAGGACAAAAAGGCUGUUUUUUCAGGUGUCAGCUAGCAAGAGAGUGAGGAGUACCUGUCUGUCUGUGGGUGUGUAUACAAGAGCUUGUGUAUUCAGUCACGUGGAUUUUCCUCGCUCAGUCAGCGUUUGGUGUGGAGUGUGACCUGAACAAUGAGUGAGCUGGAACAGUUGCGGCAGGAGGCAGAUCAGCUACGCAAUCAGAUCCGGGAUGCCAGAAAAGCCUGCAGUGACUCUACUUUGUCACAGAUCACAGCUGGUCUGGACUCAGUGGGCCGGAUACAGAUGCGGACAAGACGCACUCUCAGGGGCCACCUGGCCAAGAUCUAUGCAAUGCAUUGGGGGAGUGACUCCAGGCUUCUUGUCAGUGCCUCGCAAGAUGGAAAGCUAAUCAUCUGGGACAGUUACACCACAAAUAAGAUGCAUGCCAUCCCUCUCCGCUCUUCCUGGGUGAUGACGUGCGCCUAUGCCCCCUCUGGGAACUAUGUGGCCUGUGGCGGCCUGGACAACAUCUGUUCCAUAUACAGCCUGAAGACCCGUGAGGGCAGUGUGCGUGUCACCCGGGAGCUGCCGGGACAUACAGGUUAUUUGUCCUGUUGUCGCUUCUUGGAUGACAACCAGAUACUGACCAGCUCUGGAGACACCACUUGCGCAUUAUGGGACAUAGAGACGGGCCAGCAGGCCACAACCUUCACUGGCCACACUGGGGAUGUGAUGAGCUUGUCGCUCAGUCCGGACUACAAGACCUUUGUUUCUGGAGCCUGUGAUGCCACCUCAAAGCUGUGGGACAUCCGUGAUGGCAUGUGCAGGCAGUCUUUCACUGGCCAUGUGUCCGACAUCAACGCUGUCACUUUUUUCCCCAAUGGAAAUGCCUUUGGCACAGGCUCAGACGACGCCACCUGCAGGCUGUUUGACCUGCGAGCUGACCAGGAGCUGAUGAUGUACAGCCACGACAACAUCAUUUGCGGCAUCACAUCCGUGGCUUUCUCCAAGAGCGGCCGUCUGCUGCUGGCCGGCUACGACGACUUCAACUGCAACGUCUGGGACACUCUGAAAGGCGAACGGGCAGGCAUGCUCGCGGGCCACGACAAUAGGGUGAGCUGCUUGGGUGUGACUGAGGAUGGCAUGGCCGUGGGCACCGGCUCCUGGGACAGUUUCCUGCGGAUCUGGAACUAAACUCCUCUGGGCUGUCCUCCAUCAGCGCCUGCCAACCCCCCCUCCCAACAUAAACACACGCACACACUUCUCCCCACCCAAACCCCACACCUUUACCCCCCACUCAACGUAACAUGACUCAUGCAGGGCUGGUGUUUAAGGAGUGUACAGUGUCAGCCCUCUAAACAAUCUUUUUACUUUUUGAUUCCCCAACACAACAACCUGAAUGAAUACGUUCAAGCAGUCCCAUCAAAAACAGUUGAGGGAUAAAUUACAAAAAAAACCCAAAACAUCUUAUUCGAUAAUUAUGCGUGUCAUUUGUAAAUUUAUAUAUAAAAGACAGUAUAUAUGUAUAGCAUUAUGUGUGUGUUUAUAUACGUAUGCAUAAUAUAUGCAUAUAUAAUGUUGAUAUUUUUAAUUUCAGUUUUUUUUUUUUUUUUUUUUUUUUUUUUCCUAAAUCAUUUUCGGGGUUUGUUUUUUUUCUGCUUACUCCCAUCAUGAUACGGCCAAGUGGCAAAAAACUCUCGGGCUGUGCUGCGGGACAGAAGUGCUCCACAGAGAACGUGAUGAUAUGCGUCUGUGGACAUGACGAGUGUCCCUGGAAACGUCCAAUGAUGUUUAGAGGAAGAGGACCUGGCAUUCGUCAGCACGGGAAGGAGCUCGCCACGCAUGUUUAGAGGGAGUCUGCGAUCUAGUCAAUGGAGCAAUGAGGUGGGUCAUAAGUUAAGCAUCCAGACUCAAGGACAGCCUUUCCCAAACGUUGUCAAGACCCAAUUUAGACAUGUACUUUCAUGACAUGGACAUACAGCAUACUAGGGGUGGGAAUCGUGAACAAACCAGUCGGAAAUUGAUGGAUUUUGUACCCUUUUGUAACCUUGGGUGAUGGUGGCAAAUACUGAGAUCACAUUAAGUGUCAAGAGUACUUCGGGGAAGCUAUAAUAUUAAUAUUUGACACUUCUGUAUCAAACUAGAGCUGCAGUAGUAUAAAAAUAUCAUCAUCCAAUAGUCUCAACUUUAUUUGCAGAGCACUUAAAAAAAUAAAAAAUUAAAAAAAUCUAAAUAAAUCAAAAUUGAACCUAAAAAGAUUAUAAACAAAACAAUAAAUUUACAAACAAAACAAAUGAGGGCAGCGCGUCUCAGUGACCAAAAUAAUCACGGUUGCGCAAAUAAGUGUUAACAAUAAAUGGCACAUACAUUCACCUAAAACACUUUUGCGCUAUUUUCGAUAAUUACGAUAGAAUAUAAAGUGGUAAUACCAAUGUUUGAAAAUGUAUCAUCAUGGGUUAUCGAGAAAUGUGUACCUUUUUUAGAGAAAACAUUUUAAAUAUUUGGUCCCACUGAUUAAAAUAAACUACACAAUAAUUUAUAACGUAUCAUAGCUUUGAGAGAAUUCACUGGACCAAAACCCAACCAAAAAAGAAAUCGUGCUGCUUGGAGCAUUCUCUAACAAUCCCAAGUCAAUCAAAAUGGAACCAUGGGCCAUUUGGGGCUCGGGUUUCCUACAGGAGAUGGUGAUUUUUCAACUCAAGUUUUUACAAAUCAGCAAUCUAGACAAGUUAUCCUAGUACAAGGCUCUCUCUCUCUCUCUCUCUGUGUGUGUGUGUGUGUGUGUGUGUGUGUGUGUGUGUCUUUGACUGUGGAGCCUCUGGAGCACACAGAGUGGUGUGGACCAUCAUCACCAAGAACUACAGCGACUAGUUAGCAGUCAUCUUUUUUACUUUUACAAAGAAAACAAAUGAAGUAACAACAAGUCCUGGUUGUGAACAGCGUGGACCUGAAGUCAUGUGCCACAAAAAAAAAAAUCUUUGAACACUUUCAGUGCUUUGUUUAGUUUCUUCACCAAAAAAAAACUUUGAACUGUUAAUACUACAAGUGGACAACAUGUAGAAGAGAAACGCGAGGAAUGCACUCACAAACUGCAGUUCAACAACUGAGCACGUGUGACUUCACUUCCAACAGGGGUGGGGAACCUAUCUAAAGAUAAAACGGAGGAACUAUAAUUAAAAAAAAACUGAACCCACCCACAAAUGCUAAAAAAUAACCGUAAUGGCAUAAAAAAAUGUUUUCAAAAUGUUGGUAUGGUCCUCAGGACUCUGUAUAAUAGGCAAGAGGUUCCCCACCCCUGAUUUACACACAAUGUUCCCCCUUUUUUGCUUCCACUGUGGCUCUCCUAAAGCAGAGCUUCUCAACUGGUCUCCCCUGUAACCCCAGUUUUUACAUGGCCAUUAAGUUGCUCCCAGCUUUUAUACUUAUCAAACCCAGCAUAUAUAUAUACAUCCAUUUCCCCCAAGGCAUAUACCUGUAUGAGGUAUCUCACGGCACACCACCAAACAAAAAAUGUCACCGAAGGUGUACUGUUUCAGGGGUGUCAAACUCCUUUUUGUCGUGGGCCACACAGUAGUUAUGGUUCCUCUUAGAGGGCCAUUAUGAUUGUGAAACCAAAUUAAGUAUAAGUGUAAUGACCUCAUAUUACAUAAUUUUUUUAAAAAUUAAUAACUAGUUUUGAAAUAUGAAGUUAAAGGAAACAAUUUGUUCAACUUAAUUUAUUGUUUAAAAAAAAAAAAAAAAAUUUGGUCACAAAAAAUGUUUGUAAUCUCAGCAUUAUUAAUUGUGAAACACAUUUUAGCAAGAAACAUGAAGUCGAUGCACAUGAAUUGCUUUCAUGGGCCACAGAAAAUGAGGUGGCGGGCCGCAUCUGGGUCCCGGGACUUGACUUCGACACCUAUGCUGUAUAUACACUGAAAUAAUCAUGAUCUUGUCUCAAUUUCCUCACAAAUGCUCAAGAGUGAAAUUCGGUCCUGUUGAGUUGACCACAAAGCUGUUUUUCUGUUGUAUGAAUGACAACCAGUGGAUACACAGGUUAAUUGUACCUUCUGCCAUCUAGUGGAAGAGCAUUUUAUUGUUCUAUCCGUCAUAGGCAGCCACAUAUAAAGACAAAGACACAAUAUUUGUAGUGAAUAAUUUUUAAACCAAUAAAGUGAAUUUGGAUAAUGUGCAACAACCAACCUGAUGAUCUCUCAUGGCACACUAAUCUAAAUAACUGCAUGUUAAAAGCGCAUUUCAGAGCAGAUUCUUAAAGAUCUAAGGACCAAACUAAAACGAAAUAUCAAAAUUGCAGAAAAUAAGGCCACAAUUAAAAAAUAUCAAAACUGCUCACAUUAACCCACACUGGGGAUUGUGUCCACUUUUUAAAAAUUGCUAAUGUACAAAAAUCGACAUUUAAAAUGUCAUUUCUUGCUUCCAACACCAGAGCGCAGUCGAAUUGGACACACUUGAUGCACAUGUGACAUCAAUAGCUGUAUUAUAAUUUAGUUUUUAAAUCACUCCACCAGUUGAGAAGCACUGCGCUUUAAAAAAAAAAAAAAAAAGCUUGACAUUAAGUUGUUGGACCUAUCAUGUGUCAUCUCAGGUGCCUGUGUCCAAACAUCGGACGCUUUCUGCCUUGCAUCCGCCUCCAUCACCACAAAGCAAAGCCUUGACUAAGAAAGGCUCGUACUUUUCCACUGGCCCAUUUGAAGCACACGGUUACCCUCGUGAACACGAACGCGCACUUAUAGUCAGCAAACACGAGCCUGUGCAGAAUCCUUCGACUUCUUAAACUUUUUGGUACAAUUUUAUGCUUUGUGACAAUUCGUUAUGGUUCAUUCCAUGAACAUACCAGGACUUUAUAGCGACCUUUGUGUUUCUUUGCCUAAUAAUGCAGUGGUUCUCAAAUGUGUGUGUGUGUGUGUGUGUGUUUGUGCGCGCGCGCACACACCAAGUAGCACCUAAAAAAAAUAUAUUUUUUAAAUACUUUGCUAGUCCCACCAUCAUGACCAGCAUUAAAACACAGUAGCGUAGUUGUUAAUCAAAAUUGAGGCACGGGUUUUGUUCCUAAAAGGCAUUUAAUAUUGUAAGUCACUGUAACAUUAUGCAAUUUCAACAUUAACACUGCUUAAAUAUAGGAAAAUUAAAAAAUACUGUACUGAUCCAGUUAAAAUGCAUUGCACAUAAAUUGUACCUAAAUGUUGGCAAAAAACAAAGAUUAUAAGCAAAUAUUGAGCUGAAGUUAAAUACAACCGAGCUCUACUCACGCAGUGAUUAUUUUGUGUUCCAGUAGAGCGAGCCUCUUUACUACUGCCACACUUUGAGGAUCGCUGCAUUAAUGUGUUUAUUUGAACAGAAUGAUAACCAAAUAGUUAUCUUGGGAAUCUCUGAGGUGUCUAGGAUGUGAUAUGUGUACGUGUGAGCACGCCUAACUUUUAGACUGACUCAUUUGUGCCCAUGUCAUUCAUGGACCCUGAGCUGUGGUAUUUGCUACAGAAUGCUAACAUGCAACGGUGUAAAGCAGUGUUUCCCAGCUUUUAUUGAGCCAAGGCACAUAUUUUACAUUAGAAAAACUCAAAAAUGUUACCUUCACUUCACCUUCUGCCAUUUAGUGGAAGAGUAGUUAAUUAUUCUGCCUGUCACUAUACAUCCCUGACAGAUAGUUAACAAACAUAAAUUUGUUUGAAAAAAAAAAAAAAAAAAAAAAAAACUUCACGCAGCUCACUGGUUAGGAAUCAUUGCUUUAAAAAGUUUUUUUGUGAAAACCGUCUGUACCGCUGUUAGCUUGCAGCCAGUUAGCCUAGCUUAGCACAAAACAACCUUUCACCCCAGCGCCUCUAACGUAAACAAAUGAAUGUCUUACGGUGAAACCGCCAAAGUCGCUGAAGUUGUUACCAUUUCUUUUAUAAUAAAACUAAAAGCAAAACGAGUAACCUUUUGAAUACGUAACCAAGAUGGAACAGGAAGAGCUGCUUCAUGCUAAUCAUUGGCAUCUGCGCUGCUAAAUAUUGUAGUCAGACCCUUUGCGACCUCACAAUCUGGUCAAUUUGAUGCUUUAUAGCGAUCAUAUUUACCCUCUGUGGUGGAACUUUGUGUCUGUUAGACUUUGGAGAUAAAUUGUUUCAUUUGGUUUUAAUGAGUAACAACUAGUUUACUAGCACUGCUUGCUCGCUAAGCUAACCAGCUCAUUUAUAGCCACGUCAACAACACCAAAACAAUAUUCGGCGCGUAAAAUGUUUCCCAAUUGACUUCCUUUACGGCUUUACUUUCGCUUCACCUUUGUCUGGAAUGAAAUUUGACCUUCUGAGCAGCGCACUAAGUGUAAAUGGGCUCAUUUCUGUUGCCAGUGAUUAUUCAGCAAGCCGACGACCAUCAGAGUACACAGCUGUUCAACAACAAAAGGUGCUAAGUUUGAUUUAAUUUCACACUUUUGUAUGUUCUCAAUGUUAGAGUACAGAUUUAGAUUAUGGAGCUGUCAAAACCGCUUGUUUGGGGCGCAGGUACCACAGCCUAAAUAACAAUACUGUAGUUUUCUAUGUGGACACGUCUCAACCUCAGUGCCAACAUAAAGUAUAACUUUCGAGUUAUUCAACAUGACAAAAACAUGGAGUGCCAUUACCCACAAACCCCCACGGCCACCGCACUAUCACAAAUAAUGCACUGUCUUUUUAACUCUACGUUGCUUAAUCUCCUAUUUAUUGGUUCAUGUUGUAAGCCAGUAAUGACCAGGGACUUGGUGCCAUGAUAAUGCUCCUACUGUGCUAGUAUGUGAAAUAAUCACUUAUGGGAUAAUUUUUAUAGUCUUUUUCACACCAGAUCUUUUUUUGUUUUGUUUUUUGUAUUUGUACAGUGGCUUGGUGAUACUGAUAUGUUGCCAUGAGUUAUUGUAAUCAAUAAAAUAAAAAGGCUUUUGACAAAAGAAGUCUA